AUGCUUUUUGUUUCAGAUACACAGUGGACAUCAAUGGGCGCCGCUUGCCUUUAUGGCACCCUCUUCUCGUUAUGUGCACUUGUGUGCUCAGGUAAUUCAGACUUUUAAGUUUUCGAUCAAAUACUUCAUCACUUGUUGAGAAAAAAAAAUGUAGAAGCAUACUGUUAGAUUGUAAAUUUUAAGCGAUGAAUAUAGCUUUUCCAAUUUAUUUUAUAUUUCAGUCAGUAGUUUUCGCAUCGUAAAAAAAAAUUUUGUGACCGUUGCAGAAUCGAAAGAACUUUUUAGUGAAAAAAAUACUAAUUAGCUGUUUUUUUUCGCGCAGAAUUGCUACAGAUGUAUUUGAUUAAAUGAGUUCAGGAUAGUUAUCCAUUUAAUCAGCCAAAUCCAGUACUUCAAAAAUUUUUCCUAGUUUUUUGAAAGAAUCAUAUUUUUAAAAAAAAGUUUUUGAUAAUCUUUCUUCUUUCCAGGUUCCGCACAUACCGCUUUGAUUGACUUGAAUGAAUAACUUUGCAGGCGCCACGAUCGAUUGGUCUGCGAUCGAAACCCCACCUAGAUUUGUCCACGAGCCGAAUCCAGAAGUAGUCUUCUACAAAAUAGAAAAGUCGGUCGAUGAGCCGGCGAUAAAAACUCCCGAAAACCUUCUCGAACAAACGAUUCGAUGCAAAGCGAACGGCAGCCCCAGACCAAGGUCUGAUUUUUCAACCUUUUUCUUACUGAUAUAAAUAUUUUUAUUUUCUGUCGUUAGGACCAUGUUUAUCUAUGUUCAUUUGUUCUGAAGUUCAAGUUUUUAGUUUUGACAUGAAUUUAAAGCGAGAUUUUUACAAAAUCCAAAUAAAACUUAUUGCUGAAAAAGACCUCGAAGAUCUUAUACCAGUUCCUGAUUGAGCUGGAAUUGAGUGAGCCAAAUAUUCAGACUUUGAAAAGUUGAAAAUUUUUCAAAUUCAUUUUGAUUUGCAGUUAUCGUUGGAAAAAGGAUGGCAAGGUCUUCGAACCCGAAAUGUUUCCAGAAAAAGUUGUGCAAAAGCCUGGAGAAGGUAAUAAAUGAUAUCUUAUUAAUUCUGUAGUCUUUGGUUAAUUUUUUUCUCACCAUGAUCUCAAUUUGUUUCUACAUUGAAGUAUAGCUUUCACAUGUACGUGAUUUAGAAAUUUUGCAGAAAAAAAAGAACAAAAAUCUGUUCACAGAAUGCUGGGCAUUGCAAAUUUCAGCCUUCUAAUGCAUUCGAGUUUGCCCUAGAAAGUUUUCCGACAUAUUCUAAGUCCAUAACAAAAAAAUGCGUAUUUUUGCACUACUCUGUUCACUGAUGCCGAUGUUUUUUUGGAAAUUAUCUUCCGUUUUUUGACAUUUUCAAAAGGGGAAGAUUCAAAAACGUGCUCCAUUUGAGAUUGCCUCGUACAACCGCUUCACGUUGACUUAUCUUGACCUUAAAGCCGCAUUCAUUGAGAAUAAGAUUUUGCUCAGAUUGUUGCUUCUGAGAACGUCUUGAGUACCUCAGAGAAUGCCUGAGAUACGCUUCAGAAAGUUCCCAUGCAUGACGCUAUAAAAACUUGCGCCCACUUUGUGGGUUUUUGUUUGAGUUUUCAUAAAGUUAAGAACGGAGUGAUCCGGGUUUCAUGGAAAAUUUUCAGUAAAUGAUUUGGAAUAUUUGAGGGAGCCUGGUCUUCUCCCGGCUCGACGAAAGCGACGCUGGAUUCUAUCAGUGCGAGGCGAGCAACAGCAACGGAACCGCCGUCGACCGGCCUACGAGGAUCCAGGAAACCUGUUGGUUCUUUUUCCGAUUGAAAUUAGCAGUCCAUUUGUUAUAAUUUUAAUUUCAUGAAAAUCUACCAGAAAUGAAGAUAUGUUGAGACAUAAAGUUGAGAAUAGUUAUUUCUGGCGUUCUGAAAACUUGAAAAAUGCAUGUAAAAAAAUGCUGCUGAAAAAAAUUUGCAUUGAGAUUUUUUUCGAAAUAAGUUAUCGAAUAAUUUUGAAAUCACAUAAAAGAAAGCUUUUUUUGGAAUCGGAUAAAUACUUUUCGAUCUUGUUGAAUCUUGCAAUGAACUUUCCGUCUUCAAAAAACUUUUCUUUGCGAAGAAGCUAUUAAGUUCGAAAAAUUCACCAUUAUUUGAGUUAUAUCAUAUUUUAGAUGACUUUUUCUGAUAACUCUAAAUCAGAAGAGAAUCACUUCCAGCUUCAAGGCCGAGUCUUUGAUCAAUUUAUCGAUUAAAAAAAUAUUUUGAUUUCGAUAUUGUGGAGGAAUUAAGCAAAGGCUUGUUAGAAUGAAUCUUCAGUUUCACGUUGAUUUGAAAGUUAUUCAGUCUCCCACUAGGUAUCCGGUUCACAAAAUUCAUUGUUUUCUGAAAAAAUUACUCAUUUCAUCACUUGUUUUCGUAACUGAAUAGUUAUUGUAGACCUACUUUUUAAAGAGCAAGUGCAUUUUGUUGAAAAAAGGAAAAAUGCAUUUAUAAGCGACCUUCUCAUGUCAAGUCGGUUGAUUUAGCUGAGGAAGCUGAUUUCUCAGAAGUAAGUCUUUUAUUCGAAGUCGAAACUGAUUUCCUCGGUUGUUUCUUCCUUUUCGGUUGUUUUAUUUCUGAAAAAAAUACUAGCGUAAUCAAAAAUGGUAUUCUUCAAUUAUCGAAAGAACCCAGAUGAAUGAACUAAACACCUCGGUCCGUAUUGUUACAGUUAUUCUCGGUUGUUUUUAAUUGUACUUAUUGGAUUAUGGAGGGAUAGUAAUGUUUCUCUUUUCAUUCCACUGAACAAAACGAGUAAUCCGGAUAUAUAUUUUUGUUAUUUUUUCAACUCACUGUUGAUUUUCAGCUGUAGUUUCUCGGCGAAAAUCCGGUCGUUUCCGUUUUUUGACAAGUGCGUGAACCAUAGGCCAAUGUAAAUUGAUGCGAGUCCAACGAAUGUGAUGAUGAUGAUGAAUAAUAGCUCUCCGAACUGAAAACGGCGUUGAAAUUCAUGAGAAACCAGGGUACCGUUAGAGGAUCUACUGAAUACAUUUUUCUUACGUUGAUUGAAUAGAAAUGAAGACGUCAUAUGUUUUUUCACGUCUUCGCGUUUAUUGAUAUUUAAUUGUUCAGAGAACGACAGUUUCCACUUCAAAGUAUCAAGCAAGGUUUCUUUCAUUAUCUAGACAAAGAACAUUUUUUAUUCUUUCUCACAUAAUUUUCAUUAAAAGGGCAUACAUUCGGGAAGAAAAGCAGAAAAAGUUCCUUUUAAAAACAAUUCGAUUUAGAAAGAAAGUAUAAAUGUAAUUAAUGGGCUCUGUUGAAUAUUUUCAUAGAAGUAUCAGGAAAAAUUGGUUCGAAAAAAUAUUUAAAAAAAAAAUCCUAAAUACUUGCUGGACUGUUGAACAUGCAAAAAGGAUAAAAAAAUUUAAGAACGUUAACCUGAUUGUAUUCAAAUUUAGGAAAAAUAUCAUGGAUUUAUCUUCUUCAAGGAAACCGGUAUUAGGAAUAGAUCGUUCAAAGCCAUGAUAGUAUAGUAUGAAAGUAGGAGAACGAAUUUUUUUAAGAUUUUUCUGAAGAAAUAUUCUACCAAAUCAGCUGGACUCCCGAAAAAUUUCUCGUUAACUGAUUGCAAAAAAUUUUUGAUUUACCAACUUUGUUUGGUUCUCUUUCCUUAUUUUAAAACUUCAUCAUUAACUCUGAUACUUGAAAGAAUUGUUAUUAGAUUUCCUAUCAAAUAAAGUUUCUGGCAGGGAUUCGACAUUUCGCAUCAGCCGAGCCUGAGGUGGUGAUGGUCGAGGUCGGAGAUCCAUACUCCAGAAAUUGCUCUCCUCCAGCAAGUAAUCCCAGUGCUAGGUUAUCGAAGGCUUUUUUCGAGGUCGAUAUCAUCUUUUUUCCAGAGUUUAUUGGAUUUUGAUGGGAAAAGAGCCCGGUCAUUUCGAAACGAUCAGCAGCAGCCACAUUUCCAGCAACGAGGCGGUAAUUUAUUUCUGAACUCUCAUUUAAAAAUAUGCGCGAGCUCUGAUUUUAUUCUGCCGAAUCCAAGUUUUUCUCGAUUCCGCCCCAAGUUUCAUUAUCGCAAUGUACACAUCUCAGUAACCGAGGGCAAAUAAGGUAACUCCGAGGGCAAAAAGAAUAAUGACUCGUUUUUACACGCAUAUGGCCUUCAUAGACCGCCUCUAUUGUGUUCCUGCGUGGGUCUCGAGGUUCGCAAUUGAGGUUUCGGCGCGUGAAUAACACGAAAACUUCUCUCCACCCGUUCUCGGCAGCUAAUUGACGCUGUCAGUACCCAGAGGUGGCUUGAUUCAACGUCUUAGUAAUGCCUUUUCUCGGUCAAAGUGAGUCAGUUUCGCGAGAACGGAAAACAGAAACAUUCUAGGAAUUUUCCAUCAGAGUUUUGAGGAAAACCUCAUUAAUUAUUUUUCACCUUAGCUUAGGAAUAUAUGAAUAUAUAUAUACAAAAUUAUUUAUUCGAAAAAAAUUAAAUCGAUAAAAAAAGCCUUCUUAACAAUUCGAGAUAUAAAGAAAAAAAGGAAUUUUUUUCAAUCGCUUCAAUUUAGUUCGAUAGUGAAAAAAACUUUAUUUUUUUUCUUUCUUUCAAAUUUUUGCCCUUCAGAAUUUUUUUAUUUUCAAAUAUAAAAAAAUAUAAAAAUAAAAAAAUAAAAAUCAUCUCAAUAGAAAAAGUAUUUUUUUAGUUUAGCAAUAAUCAAAGUUUUCAAAAAAUUGAUUUAAUUUGAAGCCUUUUUUUGGACGCUCAGUUGGUUUUUGUUUGUAAACAAUACCCAAGUUUUGGCCGAAAAAAAGGAGAAUUCUAGUCAAAAGAUAAACUGGGCGGAGUCGGAGGAGAGACGUGUGAAAAUAGAGAGAGCGAGGACGAAAAGACAAAGCCGAGAGAGUGGGACGGCGGCUGGCGAGAGCGUCUGCCUGCCUUCUACCACCGCAAAACGUCCAGCAGCAGGCUCUGCUCCGUUUCUCCUCCUCGAUUGCAUAAAUUUUGGCCCCAAACUGAAAAAAUUCGGAAGCUCACUGACAUCAAUGACCUCAACAAACAGUUGAUAUUCGGGUAUUUCUGCGCGCGACUGGAUUAAUUGCCAUCUGAAAAUGCUGCUGGCGGGACUGCUGCUGCUUCUGCAGCUGACCUUUCUAGUGAGUUUUUGACGGUUGUUGCCUUGUAGGGCACCCUCUUUUUCCACUAUGUCAACGAGACGGAUUUGAAGUCGGACCGCUACUAUACGUGCACCGCCGAGAACAUCGAGCUCAAGGACUACAAGUUCGGUAACCAGUUCAGCCUGCAGAUCACCAACAACAAGCGCCGUAGUCGUAAGUUUUCUUCUCUUUUCAUUUUGAUGUUCUUUUCGGCCAUAUGGUACAGACUUUUUCAUCGAGUUUCAUUAUAUAUUUGUUUUUUUAGAACAUUGAGGGGAUGAUUAAAUUGUGAAAGACUGUUUAAAACGAUGUGGGAAGGGCAACGAUAGCGGUAACAGUAAACAUAGAUUCCAAAUAAAAUGAGACAAUCAAUUAUUCAGAGGGUUUUCCGAGGAGUUAUUCUGAAACUUUCAAAAGUUCAGAAGCAAGUUGACUGUUCAAAUUCUGAAAUUUCCGUGAUUUUUUUUUCGAUAUUUUAAUGCUUAAAUAUGAAAUUUAUUUUACACUUCAAAAAAAAAUUAUUAAGUGCUUUCUUACUGUUUAGUGACACUCUCUGUAGCAUUUUUUGAAAAAGGAGCUCUUCGAAAAUAUAAAAAAAAAGUUUUCUGGCUAGUUUUCUUCAAAUUUCUCUCCGUAGAAAAACUGAAUUUGUUGUUACUUUUUUCUUAUCUCCGUCUUUAAGUUGUUUUGAGCUUUCUCCUGUUCUUCAAUCGUUAAAAGGGCUUGUUUUUCCUUGAGAACGUGCAUUCUUUCCCCCGCUUCCGUGUGUUUUCCAAACGACAGUUCCAUUGAAUGGUAGAGAGAGAAGGACUAUUUCGAUGUUGCGCGGUGGCCCUUUGGCCUCUGCAAUUUCACCUGGGCGACUUGUUACGGGUUGCGUAGCGAUCGAUGAAAAACCUCAACAACCGUUGGCGACGGCGCUUCGAGUCGAAGAAACAGGAAAAAUAAGGAAAAUUCUGAAAAAGUUAUCUUUUUGUUGGUUACUCAUAGCUGAUGUUAUCGAUAUGUGCUCGAGAGGAUCUUCUUUUCUUCUGUCCUAGUUGUUCUCUGUUUGAGUUUUUUGUUUCCUCUGCCUCCUCCGCCAGUCGAAAAGUCAGGUAAAAGCUUCGUUCAAGAGCAGCUGUGACGGGUGUUGUGAGGUUAUUACUCAUUUUGAAAUGAGCGUUGAAAAAUAUCUUUCAGAAAGUAGUUAUUGAGUUUUUUUUAAAUUUCUUUUUUUAAUCAAAUAGGCAGUGAAGAAUUUAUUUUCAUAUUAUACCGUUAGUCGUAUUCGGCAAACUAGAAGUGCUGUAUUUGUUUUUUUUUAAUCCCUCGGUAGAAGCUUAAAAAAGCUUGAGAUGGGGUGAAGAAUCGAGAGUAAAAUUUUCGGUGGACAUGGAAAACCAUCGUUCAGUUGUUGUUCGUUUGAACCAUCCGACUGUACUUUAUUUCCUUUCAAGGUUCCUUUCUCCGCUUUCGGCUUGUUUUGGCUGUUUUGAUCGUCUGCCAACGUCUUUUUGGACUGGCCAGCGAACGUGUGGAGGAUUAUUGACGACGUCUGGCCAGACCAGGCCAGCCGGCUAUUCCAGCGGCUUUUCUCUGAUAGAUGUGUUGGUAUCCAUCUACACCCAGGUGCAGUAAUAUCUCACGUCUGUGCUGUUUCUUUUUGUUUUUCGCUGUCGGUAAGCCGAGAUGCAGCAUCGUAAAUAUCAACAAGCUGCUCACUUUUUGUUCUGGCUUUUUUUAAAAACUGAAUCAUGGAUUUCCAAUCAAUCACUCAUUCCAACUGAGACGUGUGGCACUUUAUGUCACAAAAAAACCGAUAAUGUGAAAGUUUAGAGAAUAAUAUCUAAGCUGAGAAAAAGGAUAUUUUCAAUUUCUUGUAGAAAUCCACAAAUGCUAUAUUUCCAUGGAAAAAAACAUCUUAAAAACUAAAUAUUUGUCUGAAAAAUAAAUUCAAAAAUUCGAAUAAAAAAAUCUUAAAUAAUAGUUUUUGAAAAAUUCUCAGUUAUUUUCUACGAUUUCUCACACCAGCCCAACCAAUUGAAGCAAACGACCACUCCUUCAGGAUUUGACAAAAAAGGUCUUGGCGGGAAUUCCCAACUCAUUCAAGUAUUAGUCGGUUUUCUUCUUCUCUCAACUAUUCUCACAAAGGACCAGAAGAGCAAUCGAAAAAAGUUUGUUGGAGUUGGUGGCGAUUUGUGGACGGAUUUCUAAGGGCAGCGCCAUGGAGAACCGGGGAGAUAGAGAUAAAUAGAUGAGACGAUGGACCGAAGAGACGGCGGAGAGAGCCGAGACUCGAGUGAGCACAAACGAAGGCUCUGCGAGAGGCUCCAUGGCCGCGGAAGCAAGCACAAAAUGGCAGAUGUCGCCUGGGGCGUCCAUUGGAAGUGUUUCGAACACGACACUCGCGUCCGUUCUGCCGUCUUUAAAAUAUAACUUGUCACGGAAAGCCGCGUGUCUUGGGAAAAGCCGCGUCCUUAGAUUGGCCUAUCAUGGAAGGCGGCUCUUCUGGGUCACAGAGACAAACGAUUAGAGAGACAUCUUCCAGUCUUUCUUUUCUUCAGAUCACGUUCGGAAGUCGAGAAGAUCUAAACAUUUUUAUUGCCUGUGUUGCGACUUUUUUUUUUCUCUGAUUCAUGAAACACUUCAAUGCAAACAUCGACGAAGAACAAUUUGAUUAGCUUUUGCGCAAAACGCUUUGCAAAGAGGAAACACUUAAACAAACACUCUGAGUUACCACAGAAAGUAUUGUCGAAUUAUAUUCGGUCGACCUGAUCUCUUUCCUUUCCACGAAAAAGUACAUUUGAGGCUUUUUGUCACAGUAUAUGUGCGCCAGAAGGGGGAAGAAGCAAAAAAUGAAGUGUAGAGGAAUUUCAAGCAGGAAAAAAAAUUCGAUCGAAAAAGCCCUUUUUUGAUAGUGUACCAGGUUUUCAAUAAAGUUAUCUAUGGCCAGCCAGAAAAAACUUUGAAAAUGAACUGAAUAAAUGUUGGAUGGAAAUUUUUUAAGGUGUACAUGAGUGUUGAAAAAUACUCCGUUGAACGAAACAGAAUUUGCAGAUGUAAUAUAAAUAUUCGCAAGAAAAAAGUUAAAAGAGAAAUAGAGUAUACAAUUCAAUUCUUUUUCAUUACAGUGACGCAGAUGCCACCUACGGAGCAGUACGUCAACCAGAGCUCUCCGAUCGCUCUUCAGGGCAACCAGCACAAGCUCCACUGCUUCUUUUCCGGAUAGUCCGUUUUUCUACCAUUUCCAGUUUUUUUUCUUUUUUACUUGAUUUCAAAUUCCAAACGCUUUUAGUUGAGAUUCUUCUCCAGAAUUUCUGGUACGAAUAAUUUAUGCGGUUCUCAAACUCUAUUUUUUUAACAAUCGAUAUGAAGUCGCUGUACUAAAAAGGUCAUUUGAUCUUUCUGAAGACAAAAUAAGUAGGAAGGGACGGUCAUAAGACAUUUCUGGUUUUUUUUUUCACAUUUUUACCAAAUUUUUCAACUUUCAGCAAAUUUCUUUUUCUUCUGCAAAUUUCUGCUGAGUUCUCCAUCUAUCGGUUAAAAAGUAUGACGUAGGAGGGGUCAUGAAGGAUGGAUGAAUGAUUAAAUAUAUCAAUUGACCCAUUAUCUCAAAAAAUGAUAAGUUAUAUGCAAAACAAUAGCUGGAUUUGUAGGUAGCUUUUGUAUUUGCUAGUUGUUUUCCGCACAAUCUUAGCUCUGAGAUUUGGAGAUUCAUGAUUUCUUAUUUGGUCGGCUCCCAACAAGGAAGAGGUAAAUGUCGUCCGCGCGGAACGGCUGGUGCCAGGUUCCGAGCCAGAGCUCAUGCUUCUUGGUGUCUCCUCGUCGGAUUCUCUUUUCCGCCGAAUGUCAUGCCGUGCCCCUUCAUCCCCUGAAACAACAACUCCCAUCAAGUGUGGGAACACGUCUCGCCUUUUCCCAUCCAAAGCGUUCUGCUGGCCAUUUCCAGGAAAAGCUAUACGCCAUGACGAGAAAAUCGGGAGAACAGAAGCCGGAAAUGAAAUGAAGCAUUAAUUGGAUCAUCUAAGUUCCCUUAAAAUGAGCUCGAAACAAAAGGAGAUGGCUCUGAAACUUUGAAAACACUUUUUGGAUCUUUUUCUAUAUUGAAAGAGGCUGGUGUGCUUGCUUGAGAAGCUUGUUUUGAGAAAAACAUGGCUUCAGCUACAUUCGAAUGAAAAGAAACAUGAAUAGAAGAAGUUUUAACACUUGUCGGACCCAAAGCAUAUUUCAAUGGAAAGAAAGCCUGACGUUUUCUGGUUUUAUGAAAUGUUUCGAGUUGUGGUGCGCGACCUCACGUAGUUGUUGUGGAAAUGCGCAGGCAACUCCUUGGAGACCUGCUCUUCUUCUAAAGCUUUUCUUCUUCUUCUCCUUCCUCACUCAUCAGGCAUCCACGACCCCAAUAUACGAAGCCUUGCGCUUUCGGGUCGGAAAUAAAAACUGCGGUGGCUCGUUUGCCUUCUUAUAACGACUCUGGAACAGCCAGUCGAUUGGCUGCCAAGUCUUUCUCUGGUGCAACUUCUUUCGAAAGUUCUUCCAGUCAAAAAGCUCUUGGGUGGAUCUAAAUACUUUGCGAACGGCAAAAAUCGAAAGGAGAACAUAUGUGGUCCAACAAACUUCGGAUCCUAAGUGUGUCAGCGAACGCCUAUUUUCUUUUAUAAGCUGUCGCGCUACUUCGACCCGAUAAUUGUGAUUCGAUUUUGCCUCUUGGGAGCGUUGAGAACGCGUCAAAUUGUUUUAGUUCUUUUGCUUUGGCAGAGAAAGCGGAAGUCAUGAAUAAGACAAGAUUUAUAGCUUGGAAUUUGAAUUCAGUUUCUUAAAAUCAUCUAGAAAGAUGAAGUUCAAUAUUUUUCACAGAACCUUAUCGAUUUUUUGUUUGUUGCUGGAGCUCUCAAAUUGAGGGAAAUACACUCUUAAAGGUAGACGUAACUCUUUGGAUCUGAGAUUUCAUGAUACUGGGAUUGAUUCGCUUGCUUAUUUAUUGGCGAGUGUGUGUGGGUGACAGGUUGUCCGUAAAUGGCGCGCCCGCCUUUCUCUCGUCACUGACCAAAAUAGUAAUUAUCGCAUUAUUAACGGCGACUACCUGGGCCUUUCUAGCGCUCUUCGCGAGCCUUAAUGAUCUUGAUGAAGCUGUGGUGGAGUAUUGAGGAACAUUCACGUGAUUGAGACCUUUCAUGGGACAUCAAUGCAAUGGAAAUUAACUUCUUGUUUAUCAAAGGGAAAAUAAAUGACGCUGAUAAGAAUCGGAUAAGUAUUUUUGUUCAGAAAAAGCUUUAAGGACGUAAAACCAUUGAUUUAUGUUCUGAAUAAGUCGGACAGAGAAGAUGUAAAAAAUAAUUUUAACAAUAUUUUUUGGAUCAGAAGGCAGUAUGCAUCUAAUUUGCAUUUCCUCUGUAAGAAUUAUAAAAAAAUAAUGUUUCACGCGAAGAUUAUUUUCUUCAAAAUUAUGUUUUUAAAAAGUUUUUGCGGGGCUGCCUAUAUUUUUUGCUUUCAAAAGUUUGUUCUCAAAAUUUUUUUUUGCUCUAGGUUUGAAAAAGAUGAUUGAAUAAUUCAGACGUAUUUAUUUAAACUCAACUUCGUUAGCCUGAGAAAUAAGUGUCACUGUAAUCGACAUUAGUUAUAAAAAUAUGCCUCUUUCUCAGAAAUAGUUUUACUUGGCCAACCAAAAUUGUUUCCCCUCCCCAAUUUUUAAAAAAGAUUAUCGGUUUUUUAGUACAAGGAAGUCCAUUAUCUUACUUUCUGAAUCAUGUAUUUUUUUUUUCAGUCCAGCCCCGAAGCCCCGCUGGUACCACAACGGACACGAGAUCAGCGAAGACGAGGGCGACGGCUACCGAUUCGAGUCCUACGGAAAGACUCUCGUCUUCAACGUGACCCAGGAGAAGUCCGGCAAGUACGACUGUCGGUUCGCCACUCAGAAUGACAUCGACCGCACUUUCAACGUCAUUGUCGAAGGUAUCAUUCUUCUUUUCUUUUUUUCUGAACUGAGACCAUAGAAAAUCGAAAAGAAUAAUCGGAGGUAUCUUUUUCUAGCGAUAAAUUUUUUUGGAUUUUUUGUUUUUGAUUUUUUUCUCAAUUGUUGACUGUUCGUUAAAAAGCUAUUGGUGAAAAAAAAAAUCCUUUUAUUACCUUUUUUUCCGAUCCUCGUAAAGAUGUCAUUUAAUUUUUUUUAGGUUUCAUCAAAGUCAGAUCUGAUUGCUGUUGAUCGAAGUUUUUUUGAUAAUUGUAAAAGAAAAAAAUCCUAGUUUGAAAUUUUCUAUCUUUUCUUUCUAAUCAUCCAUAAAACUUCGCUUUUUUUACUUUAUUUUUUUAUUAUUUUCUUUAGCUAAAAAAAUGAGUCAUUGUAAUUUCUUGAGAAGAUUUUUUUGUUUUUUUGUUUUUUAAACUUUUUUUCACUUCAAUGACUCAAAGUUAGAAAUCGAAACUUUUGAGAAGCGAAAAAUAACUUUUUUGCAAUUGCCAAAGGACUGCCGCUGAUUCUUGAAGGAUUUUUCGUUUAUUCUCAUCCUGAUGUCUCGUUUGAAAGUUAAAAAGCCAUACCUGUGUGUUUUUCAGCUGCUCCUUACUGGCCGGACGGUCCUCCUCCCAACACCAACACGAGCGAGGGCGAGACGGUCACUUUCGACUGCACGACCAGCGGAAAACCGGAGCCAACCGUCACUUUCUACAAAAAUGGCGUUGGUUAGUGUUCUUAUUUCAAUUUCUGAAACAAAUUUUCUGUCUUGUUUUUUUGCAAACCAUCUUUUGGUCUCGGUAUUGUUAAAUUACGAGGUUUUUUCUCAGAAAUGAAGAAAACGGACCGCGAUGGGAAAUACAUCAUCGAGGACAAAAGGCUGACGAUCUACGACGUGAAGAAGGGCAUUCACGGCAGAGGCGACAACGCCGUCUACCAGUGCAAGGCGGAAAACAAGCACGGCUACGUCUGGACCAACUUCUACUUGAACCUUCUGGGUAUUCCGAAGUGCGACGUCCUCUAUGACGUCAUAUGAGUUGCAGCGUUCAAGCCGCAGCUCCUGGCAGAGCCCGGAGAGGUGGAGGCGGUCGCCGGACGACCCGUCACCCUCGAGUGCAAGUUCUUCGCCAGUCCCAACGCCAACAUCUCCUGGGACUCGCCUCGUCUCGGAGGCGUUCCUCACUCUCAGGUGCCCGCCAACCCUCAUGGCGUCGGAAAACUUCUCAUCGACAGUUCGUUUUUUUUUUUUUUUUCUGGGUACAUGUUAAGGAACCGGAAUGGCCAACGAAAAAUUAAUAAAAAAGGCACAUUUGUUAACAAUUAAUCGAAUACGACCCUUACAUCAAUGAUAACUUUUUUUAUACCAGAAGAGAAAACUGAUAGGAGUCAGCUUCUACGACGUCUUUUUUUGGUCCGAUUUGGAACACUAAAAAAAUUCAUUCUCUCCUUUUCUAAUUUUUUCUUCAGCCAAUCUUUCGGGGACAGAAAAUUCCUUAACAUAUCAAAAUUUAUUAAGUAUUUUCUUUGAUAAGUCAGAAAAGAGUUUGUCUAACGAAAAUUUUUUGGUCUCGAACUUGAAGAGUUGCAGACGUGACAAACAACGUCGAGGGCGAGUAUUCCUGUAUCGGAAGGAACAAAUAUGGCGAGGCUCGUGGAACCGUCAAACUUCUCGUAAGAAGUCAGUUUGGCUCUCAUCUAAAAACCUAUCUGACUCCUUAUUUUUAUCUUGAUUCAUUCGAAUUCAGACGCGACCAAACUGGAGCCUUUUGCGAGGUCUGAGGAAGUUCGGAUGGCUGGAGAAACGAUCCGUCUUCCUUGCAGUGCCAGUGUCGAUGAAAGGUUGGUAUCCUCACGCAAAUUCCGUCAGAAUAAGUUCUUUCACCACCUUUAUUACAACUUUAUGCCAUUUUACAAACUUUAACUUUUUAUAAAAUCAAACAGACGAGUUUAAUGCAAUCGUUCAGAGAACAUAAGCAACGUGUUUUUUUUUUUGCCUUUUCAUACUCCUUUCCAUAAGACAUCCACUAUCUAUUUCUGUUUUUCUGACUAUGGAACGUUUUCAAGCCCCCAGUUGAAUUUUUCACCGAAAAAUUUUUUUCUGAAGUUUAAGACCCCCUGAUUUCAGAAAAAGAAAAAACGCCUUGCAGUAGCCCUGGUUUUCGAUUUAUGAAACUUCAAAAUUACCAAAAUACGCAGAUUAUGACAGAAAGGGCUGUUUUAAAACUUUGAAGCGUCGUAACUUCAAUACCCAGAUCUAUUGCGAGACAUUUGUUUCAAUGUUCUGGAACAAGGAGGUACUAAAGUGAACUCCAGCUGAGUUUCAUCAAAAUAUCAACCGGGGGCAAGAAAAAAACGUUCCCAAUGGUUCAUAAUGAACCUUUUCAAAGACUAGUUAUCUAGGAGUGUCUUGCAAUGUAUUCAUUUUCACAGACUCGAAGCCAAGUACGAAUGGCAAGUGGAUGGAAAGCCGCUACCCGAAGUUCACCUGUCUUCCGGCCACUACAAGGUUCCCGCAACACCCAGAACUUGUUACCAUUGGAACGAGAUUUCAGGUGGACAGCGACCAUUCUUUGGUUGUGAGCAAUCCCACGCACUACGACACCGCCAAGUACAAGUGCGUCGCCAGCACGAAGCUCGACAAGCUCGAGAAGGAGAUCAAGAUCCAGAUAAACGGUCAUUUCUCAUUUCGCGAAAAAUAAUAUUUUUUUCAAAAAAAGAUUUUUGGGUGGAAUAAAAAAAUCAAAAGCUAAAGUGCUAAAAAAUUUUGCAGUUGAUGGAAGAAAUGUCUCUAAAAAGUUUUUUUUUAAAAUCUGAAACUAUGUUAUUUUUAGAUAUUUUUAGGUAAUUUAUCAUCCAAAUUUUCUUUUUUUCGUUAGUCUGAAAUAGUCUGGAGAAAAAUGUUUUUCAUUUCAAGAGGAAACAAAUGACCAGAAAAAAAUAAAUAAAGGGUCAAUCGAAAAUAACGGAAAAACAGUCAUGAUGAUGCCGUGGAUCAGAAAAAAAGAAACCCUCUUGUUUUUCUAAUACUACUAUUGCAGACGUCCCUGUGCCGGUCAACUCGGCCUACGUGAGCAAAUGUGACCCGGCCUCGCAAUCCGCCGAAAUCACCUUUGAACACCUUGAACCGGCAGACGCCGUCUCGCCGGUCAACGAGUUCUGGGUUCAGUACCAGAUGGACAGCGAGACGGAGGGCUCUCAGUGGAGGACGCAUCCCGUCCCCGUUUCGGCGCGGCCCAUCGACGUCAUCGAGGAUCAACUUCGCAUAGUUCGUGGUAAAGCCACGGUCGCUCUGCAACCUUUCGGACAGGUGAGGCUUUUUUGUGUAUUUCGAAGUUCGCGAAUGUUAUUAUCUUCAAUUGUACUUAUAUUUUCUCUUUUCUUGCGAACUUAUUUUACAUGAGUGGCCUUUGGCGUCGAAGACUUGCAUUCAGAAAGCAAAGAUGUUUUCUGAAAAUGAAUGAAAGCAUCAUUCGACGUGAUUAUAUUGCAGUAUGUCUUCCGAGUUUUGGCUCGCAACAACGUCGGCGACUCUGCGGCCACUCGCGUCAAGGACCAAUGCAAUACUCCGGCCAAGAAGCCUGACCGUAACCCAGGCGGCGCUUUCGCACGUGGAACGAGUCCUGAAAACCUGAUCGUUCAAUGGAAACCGAUGCCCCGAGAAGAAUGGAACGGCGCCGACUUCCACUACAUUGUCAAGUAGAGGAACUCUGCUCAAUCAGCCCACUGAAUCAGAAUCUUUCCAGGUACCGUCCGAAAGAAGGAGAUUCUGGAGUGGGAGAAUGGCGAGAAACUCCAGUUGCGGAUCCUUUCGCUGACCGCGUCACUGUCACUCUCGACGACGACAAGGACGUCAAGCCUUUCCAGCCCUAUGAAGUGCAGGUAAAUACUUUCUGAGAUCGAAGAAGAGCAACUAAUAACCGAAAUUUCUAGGUCCUGGCGGUCAAUAACGAAGGAAAGGCGAAUGUCGUGCCAGAGACGGUAGAAGGAAGAACCGGCGAAGGCGUUCCCAGCAGCAUUCCUUCUGGACUCCGCGUCAUCGAGAAGGUACCAAGAAAAUAUUUCCAGUUGACUGAGCCAAAUAUAUUAUUCCAAAUUUUAACUGAGUGAUCGAAACUCAACCUGUUUUGUUUCCAGAGCGGCACGACCGUCACUUUGGCCUGGGAUCCGAUCGAACCGAGCACGGCGAACGGAAAUUUCACGGGAUACAAAGUCACCUACUGGGUCGAGGAUUCCGAUGCGGAAGAAGAGGCCGAAGAAGAAGAAGAAGAAUCGGAAAGACGUCGGAUGCUGCGACUCCGACGAAGGAGGUCUUCUGCCCCGGUGAGAAUUCGAUCCCGACUCAUAAUCAACCGGAGAUAAUUACGCUCCUUUCCAUUACUCUAAUUGAUAAUCGUUUCUAUAGAGAAAAAAAACCGGGAUUUUGCAGGCGAUGCGUAAGAGAGACGCAAGCGGACGACGCAAGACGGUCGUUUUCGGUCCAAACGCGAGUCAAGGAACUCUGACCGACCUCAAGCCCGACACCAUCAACUACGCCUUCAUUCAGGCAACCAACAUUGUCUUUCCAACCUCUAUUUAUUAUCUUUAGGUUGCUAACGGAGCUCAUGAAGGCGCUCCUAGUACGACGAUCGAUUUCCGAACGGAUGAAGGAGGUGAUUUUUAACUUUUAUCGGCAUUUUUUCGAAUUUUUUCGAAAAUAGAAAAGAAGCAUUUUUUGAAUUGAAAAAUAUUCUGUCGUCUUUUUUUUCUGGGAUUUUUCGAAGUCUUUGUAUAUCUGAAAAUCAAGCUACAAAAAUUGAGCCUUCAUGAGGUGAGCUUCUGGAAAAACGGCACUUUUCCUAUGAGGAUUUAUUUUUUUCCAAUGAGAGUAUUAAAACAUAAUUUUUUUAGAAUUCGUGCUAUUUACUCAUUUUUGUGGAAAUUUAGAAAAAAACUGCAAAAAAAUAAACGCGUUGUUUUAAUUUUUCCGAAAAACGCUGCUGAGUUUUUUGGCUCACUUUUCUCUAGGUCUCAUAACUCGACUGAUUAUUUUGCAUCAAAAAGUGAAUUUAUAACUUGACAGAUGUAUUUUCGAUUUCCUUUUAUCUGAUUUUAUCUAGCCGGGAUAAAUUGGAAAACAUUGAAAAAAACAAAAAGACAUAAAACAGAAAAGAAGAACCCAAAGAGUCAAAAAAUUUGUUUCUUUUGUGUAAGCAUCCUCCUAAAUUAGAAAGUCAAUUUAUUUCUCAAACUUGUAGAGGUUCCUCACAAUUUGUUUGUUUCGAUCCAAAACUGCGAAUUUGCAGUCCCUUCGCCGGUGCGAAUGUUGCGAGCCUAUCCGAUGAACUCCAAGAACUCCGACGACAAGGCGGUCGUGGUGCUCGUCUGGAAGAGGCCGCGUCAAACCAACGGAAAACUCUUGAGAUACGAAGUUCGUCCUCCUCAACCCUUUCCAUGGCUCUAAUCUCAAGUCCAAAUCUCCGUUCGCUGGGAAUUCCUUUGCGUGGGAAUUCUCGGGGCUAGAAUUUUCUGCUGCAGAUAUCUCUAAUUAUGAGAAAAGUCUCAGUGCAGCGAGAAUAUUGCAGGUCGAGUACUGCCGCACGCAAAACAGAAAGGUCGUCGAGCACGAGUGUCCGCGGCUCAAAAUCGGAGCCGAAGCCAAAGAAGUGAGUUUUGUGGAUAGGAAACGCGUUAUUCAGAAAAUAUUUGAUUUGAAAAGUUUGGGAAAUUUGCAACCUUCAAGUUGAAUAUUUAUAGUCAAGUCGCUUAUUACUAAUUUUUCUCACUUUUUUUCAAUCAAAUGCUUUUUCUCCCAAACACGCCCUUAGGUGGGACACUGUUAGAACGAUGACAUUUCGUGGGAGAAAUGACAGUUCAAACGAUUGUCAAUGUUCAAAAAGUUCAGCUAUGUGGAGAAAAUAUUUUUUUUGAGUUGAAUAACUUUUCGGGGUGAUUCAUCGAUUUUUUGGGAACUUCUGAAAUUUUGGCAAAAGUAACAGGUCCUGGGUUCGAAAAUUCUAAUAUAAAAGUUCCAUUAAUUUCUCAAUUUUAUUUUUUUCUAAUUCUUGAAUGUCCACUCUAGAGGUUGCAAGACUGCGAAAUAGAACCUUUUGGCUUACACAUUUUGAAAAAGAAAGGGCUAACGAAGGCAAUUAAGGUGCGACUGACUGGAUUGGACUUCGAGACGCCGUACCGAUUCGUGAUCCGAGGGCAGACGCAGGCCGGCGAGGGCGACCCCAACAGUAGCGACGCGACAACGCUCCCGGAGCACGUUGCCGCAGGCGCGUCUUUUUCUCAUUUCGUUCCUGAAAAUUACCUUUUCAUUCAUUCCGGGACAUUUUCGGGACAAAACUGAGAAGAAAAGAAACUAAAGUGGGUAGUAUGCGUUCGUGCUGUGAUAGGCGGCCUGCCGCAGGUCAUAAAUAAAAGAAGAAAAAGAGCGGGACAAUUUGCCUGUGGUUGAUUGCCGUCCGUCAGCCUGGAUAUUUAUGUUUGGCGAGAGAAAAUGCCCUUUUGAAGCACGAAAUUGCAAUAGAAUGAGUUGUGCGGCAACUCGGCAGAGGACGGCGGUGAAGAAGGAGCGCGAGUGGGCGGAGCUUUCUCUUCAGGCAGAACCGGCGACGGCAGAGGCUCAGCUGGCCAUCCUAAUUCAAGCUCCUGUCCAUCCUCGGCAGUUUCUUUUCAGUUGUUUCCUGCUGAACCUCUGGCCGACGCCUGAGCCCCUCCCUCUACUUUUCACGCCUCUAGGCAACGCGAGCAAAAAAAAGCUCACUGAAGCGUGCGGUAGUACACUGGCGCGGUUCGAGAAGCUCUGAAAUAUUGAUAUGCUUCUGCAUCACGUGAUUUCUAUACUUUCUACUGACCUACUUGGAACCUUUUGCAACGGGUCAGUUUCCAUUUUCGACCGUCCAAGUCAGUUUUUAGUCGAAAUGAUCAAUUUAGUUCAUUCAUAGUUUGAAAGCGUCAUCAGUCUUCUCCGACGCUUUCGAGGCUACUUUUGAAAACGAGGCGCUUCAAAAUCAUAAUUUAGAAAGAUCCUUGAGCCGAUUCCACGGUAAAAAGACGACUUUUCUAAUUUUGAGAAUGAAGAGGCUUAGCGUGUUCCAAAAAAAUGACAGAAAAAAAUUUAUUUUUGAAAUUUUUUUGAAAAAAAUACAAUUUUAGCUCUUUUUCUUUUUAAUUUUCCCGAAAACAUUCGCCGAAAAAAAAGGCUGGAAUAAUGCUUCCAGCAUCGUUACUCUUUCUUUUUUCUUCUCUUGCGAUUUUCUCAAUAUCUUUCUUUUUUAUUCAAAUUUUCUGAGCAUUUUUCAGUCAUUUUUCUUUCAGAUUCAAACUCAUUAUUUUAUAUUCACGGGCUUUUUUCGAUAUACCUCUUUUUCUACAUUUUCUCCGGUCUAAUUUGCAUAGAAAAUUUGUUUUGAAUCACCGUUGCCCAGGUGCCAACAAAUCAGUCUAAGCCAACCAAUUAGUCUCUCUAUUCGUUUCUCAAAUUCGCUUCGCUUCCAAUUACGAGAUUGGAUUUCGCAGUCGAUAAUCCUUUGAAGACUGGAAGUUGUGUUUGCUCAGAAGAGUACGACUUACUGAACGAAAUGUUUCUUGAUGAGAAUCGAGACGGCCCCAUCUCAUUUCUAAUUCCACUUCAAGAAGCCACGUUCGAAUUCCGGACGCAAGCUUACUUGGAACCUAAUUCCAUUUAUUUUACUUUCGAUUUCCAAACCAAAGACUAUAAAUGUUGACAAGGCUGAAAUGAAAGUCCUGUCAUCAAAUUAAUUUUAUUUUUCUAAACUGAAAAACUGAGAAUUAAGAUCUCCGCUCACAAAUUGAAUGAUUUGUACUAAAUGAAGUUCGGAGCGAUGUUUUUGGUGCAAAAGCUUUGUAUAUGUUAAAACGUGUCCAGGAGCGGAUUAGUUGGAAAUUGACGAAGAAGCUCUUCCUUCGCCUCUUCAUCGAUUCCAGCCGUUUUUUGUGGAAGCUGCCAUUACUUUGCUACUGGGAAGAAGAAUUCUCGUGGUGAAUGAGUUGGAAGAGAAAUCACCCUUUCUGUUUCGAGGCCAAAAAAAUUCCGAAAAAAGCUCAUCGUGCAGAGACUGCAAAAUAGAGAACACUAUCCUGAAAACAUUUUGCAGCUCCAAAAUUAUAUUUUUCAUGAUUGAACUAUUAAUAUUUUUUAUUUGGAUAAUAUAAUAAUAGCCAUUUUUCGCAUUUUUUCUUUUCACGAUCGAUUAUUUUGAAAUAUUGGAAAUAGAUUUCAUUGUUUUGCGGAAUGGUUGAACAUAGGGAAACCAAAGUGUAUAGUAAAGAGAGGUGUAUUAUUGGAUAAUUCAGUGCUACAUGCAUGGGCAGGUGUGUCGGCCCGUGAAACGUAAUCCUUUUUUUUUCGUUCUCUCGGCGUCCUUGCAAAAUACUUCAGCAACAAUACAUUUUGUGGUGGCUUUUGAAAAGCAAUGCACUCUAGCAUCAUUCCAUACAAUAAAGACAAAAGAUAAACCGACCGUACAUGGUGUUUUGUGGGAAAAAAAAAACAGCCGAGUUACUUUAUGAAACCCCAUUUGAGCCCUUUUUUGAGAAAUUUAGGAGAUUUCCCGGGUAUGAUCAAAUUGAAAAUUAUGCUGAAUCAGAGUUUCGAUACGCAAUUAUCAUGUUUUGAAGAACUUUCAAAACAGAGAAAACUUAUGACAUAAAUAAAUGACAGUUUUUUCAGUUGAUCCCGGAGUGCCGAGCCUCGUCGAAAAUGCAAUCGGCGACGACUUCUUCAACGUCUCCUUCCGACCUGCCGAGUUUGACGCCGAGAAACGCGGUCCUGUCGGAAACACGUUCGCCGUCGAGUACAAACCAGAUGGCGAGGCCGAGUGGAAGUCCGUUCCGCAGAACGGUGAGUCUGGAAGUGAAGAGUUCAGGAUUUUGGUGCUUUUUAUGAGGGAAAACGCAAUUUCGGAAGAUGAUUGCAGCAAGGAUAUUAGCGCCCGAAAAAAUCUGAUUCAAAGUUUAUCUUCAAUCGUAGACGUGUGAAAAGUAAACUAUCAAAAAUACUAUUCAAAAAAAAAAUAGUUGAGAGUUUUUAAAACCAAAAUGUUUUUAUUUGGUAUAACGAACUAUGUUCCAAUAUCUUGUGUUGUCCUUCCGACCAAAAAAAAGUUUUCUGAUACUGGUAUUUGUAUUUGGAUCUGUUUCAAAUUUUUAUAGGCUUCUGAUAGGGAGAUUCCUGAACUAUUUCGUUUAGCGAGAUUUUUAGAAAUAAAAAGAUUUUAAAAGACCUGGACUGAAAAUUUGCAUCCAUUACGUAAGUAGUUGGUUCCUAUGUUAGAAGUAAUUGACAGACUUGAAGGUUUGGAUUGAUGAUGAUGAAAAAUGAUUCAAUGCCUAUUUCAGAAGACAACGCGCUGAUGGUCCACGUGGGCGAGCUGCAGCCAGGAACGAGGUACGACGUCCGCGUGGCGGCUCUCCAGCAGCAGCCAGAUGGAACGGAAACUCGUGCCUAUUCCCCGGUCAACCACAUCACGACGACUGGCCGAUCGCCACGCUCCGCCCGUUUCUGGCUCCUUCUUCUGCUGCUCCUCAUCCUGCUGCUGCUGCUCAUCAUCUGCUGCAUCAUCUGCGUGGCAAUGCGCCAACGCGGAGAGAACUAUCCCGUGUCGGAGAAGGAGCGGGAGCAGGGUCGCGAGCCCAUCCUCGGCAAAUCUCAUUUUGGCGAAUACAAAAAGUGUGUCUCGGUCUGAAAAACAAACGACAAAUGAUGGGUUUCAGUGACGACGAGGAGAAACGGUCGCUGACUGGAAGCAAAGCCGAUUCGGAGACUGACAGCAUGGCUCAGUACGGCGACACGGAUCCUGGCGUUUUCACCGAGGACGGAUCUUUCAUCGGUUCGUUUUUGACUGUGGACUAGAAAUUGUGGACUAGAAAUGAGAACCUAUCUUCCAAAAUUACCUUUCAUAUUAAGUUAACUUAAUUUCGGACUAGAAGUUCAAAAUGCUAGGAAACUGAGCGUCCGCUCACGAAAACAAGAAAGAAUGAUCUUUUGAGAAUCUUCAUCCAGUAGAUUCAAACGUCUUUUGUCUAAUUUUCAGAAUUACUUGUUAUAGAUGAAAUAAUCUCCGAUUCAGCAUCAAUCAUCAAUGAAAUCCUUUUUUUAGGUCAAUAUGUGCCACAAAAGAAUCUGAUGCCGGCAGAGCGACCUGAGAAGGGCUCUACAUCGACCUUUGUCUGA
Molecule: messenger RNA, 21185 nt
Organism: Caenorhabditis auriculariae
Lineage: Eukaryota; Metazoa; Nematoda; Chromadorea; Rhabditida; Rhabditidae
Source: the annotation of a GenBank genome assembly